Molecule: messenger RNA, 1371 nt
Organism: Musa acuminata AAA Group (dessert banana)
Lineage: Eukaryota; Viridiplantae; Streptophyta; Magnoliopsida; Zingiberales; Musaceae
Product: protein MIZU-KUSSEI 1
Exons: 1
Coding region: 167-1144 (325 amino acids)
Biological process (GO): hydrotropism
Source: RefSeq, a predicted model, not a curated record
CACAUGAUAGAACACGUAAUGAGAAGCUAUGGAUUAAGUUGACUUGUGAAGGUUUUCUUCUUUGUUGUUGGUGCCAUCAUGUCCAAAAGCUUAUAUACCCUUCCUCUCGUUGUUGCUGCAAAUCUUCAAAAGGCCAUCAUGUCUGUGUCGUCUCUUUCCGUAGCGCAUGCCCACUCCUGGCCCUCCUUCCAUUGCACUCCACUUGGGUGAUUCAUGCAGCAGCACCAGGGCCACUCUAAUUGCCAUAUCGCCCUAUCUGGAACAGAUGUUGCCCCCACCACCUCGGAGGCCAAAGCUGAGGAGCACUGCGGAGGUUGCUGCCGCCACCAUGAGCGCCUCUUCCAGCUCUGCCUCUGACGACCAUGAAGGCUCGCUGUCGCCGCACCACUACCUCCCGCUCCUUGGGGCGAGGCCGACCAGGUCCUUCAGUCUCGUGAAGGUCGUCAUCGGGAUGGUCCGAUCCCUCUUCCCCAGAAUCCACUCCUUGAUCUCCCCCACGUGCCAGUGGCCGGCGUUGCCCGUCGUGCGACCUCGAGCGACGCUGUCUUCGGGCCGCGGGAGAGUGGUAGCCGGCACGUUCUUCGGCCACAAGAAGGGCCGCGUCAGCUUCGCGGUGCAAAGCGAGUCGCAGUCGGAGCCGGUCCUGCUGGUUGAGCUGGCCAUGCUGACGUGCGACCUCGUGAAGGAGAUGGCUUCCGGGAUGGUGAGGAUCCUCCUCGAGUGCGACCGCGUCGCCUCACCUUCUCCCGCUGCCGCCACCAGCAAGAGCAUCAAGAAGCACAGUCCACUGUGGGAUGAGCCCUUGUGGACGAUGUACUGCAACGGCCACCGGUGCGGCUACGCCGUCUCGCGCCGCUGCACCAAGAUAGACCUCCACGUGCUGAGCAUGGUCCAACCUGUGUCGGUGGGCGCCGGGGUACUCCCUCCGCCUCCGUCUCCUCCUCUUCUACCAGCCAAGCUGUGUGAUGGAUCAGGUGGAGCAGCAGCCGGGUCUGAGGUUAUGUACAUGAGAGCCAAGUUCGAGCGAGUCGUCGGAAGCAAAGAUUCCGAAGCGUUCUACUUGAUCAAUCCAGACUCACUGAGGCACAAGGGGAGCGACAUCAGUGGCGGCCCUGAGCUCUGCGUCUUCCUCCUCAGGAUGUAGAGAACAGUCUCAUUAGUCGUUGGUGUCUGCUCAUCAAACCCAGUCAAACGAGAAAUCCACGUACUUGGUCAAAUAUAAAUAUAUAUGGCAAAACUAUGCAAAAGUACAUCAAGUAAUACAAGAUUUUAAAUAAGAACACGUUAUGUCGACACUGUUUUAUAAUGUCAAGUUGUGUGAUUCUCAUUAUAAAUAAAUAUCAAGGUGGGACAGCUCAAAUUAAUAUGAUA